UUUGAUUCAUAUUCCAAACGACUGUUCUAAGCAAUGAAAACGGCAUCCAAAAAACCAAAAGCUGACUCUCUCUCUCGCUCGAUGAACCCUAAUUUUUCAUCUCAACGGCUACAGAGCAGCUAAAGAAGAGUUGAUUGGGAUGUGAUCUACUGCUGUUUGAUUCAAUUUAUGAAGCAAACAUUUGAUAAAAAAAAGAUUGUUUCCUUCAUUUAGAACUUGGUGGCCUUGUGCUCAAAUAGACUUUGAAUUGUGUGAGAACAAUUCUUAAUACGACAAUUGUUAAGGAAAUUUGUGCAAAGAAGAUCCAAGAAGCUGAUACCAUAUGCUAUUUCUCUAUGCUUUCUUCUCUUUUAAAAACGCGGGGGGACUUACAUGGCUUUUGCCCCUCCGCAAUUUCACCCUGAAUGCCAUAACGAUUACCAACCUUUGCUGAUGGAACAAUCCACUAACUUAUCUAACCAAGAACAUGUCAUAAGCCUUUCAUGGGUCCCUGCGACCUCUUCAGGCUCUAGUGCUGGCCCUCUUGAAUCAGAUACAUCUCAAGGAAGACCAGAUACACGAAAUACAAGGCAACCAAAUGGUUCAGCCUCUUCCUCCUCAUCCUCUUCAUCUUCAAGAAAUGGCUCUCUGGUUAGGAGAAGUGGCGAUGGGUAUGGUCGUCGCCGUAGGAGUCCUUUGAAUUCGGGGUUAUGGAUUUCCAUUGAGUUCACAAUCGUUUUGAGCCAGAUUAUUGCAUCGAUUGUUGUGUUGGCAUUGUCUAGGAAUGAGAAGCCACAAGCCCCUUUGUUUAUUUGGGUUGUGGGUUAUGCAUUGGGGUGUGUUGCUACGCUCCCCCAUCUUUACUGGCGAUUUAUCCAUCGAAACAAUCGUGGGUCUGAGCAAGAGGCGACACGCAUGCCUCUCAGUUCCAGUCAAAGCAAUGCUUCUCAAGAAAAUGCUUCUUACACUGCCAUAACUGUCUCUUCUUCUCAUGAAGACCAAGAAAGCCAUACUACAACUGCAACCUCGUGGAUUGGCCAAGAUCGGGUCCCUUCUAAUCCAAGCACAAUUUCUCUUAUUUUGGGAUUUGUAUCGUUCUCCACUGUGAUUGUCAAAGACUACAGGAGGGAGGAGGUUUACUUCGAAGUGUGCCUAGUCAGGAGGCUUGGCAUGAUUAUGGACCACUUCAAAAUGGCAUUGGAUUGUUUCUUUGCAGUGUGGUUUGUGGUAGGCAAUGUGUGGAUCUUUGGAGGUCACUCUUCUUCCUCUGAUGCUCCCAAUCUGUAUAGGUUGUGUAUAGUGUUCCUUACUUUCAGCUGUAUUGGCUACGCUAUGCCAUUCAUUCUGUGUGCCACUAUUUGUUGCUGCUUGCCUUGCAUUAUAUCCAUCCUUGGUUUCCGAGACGAUCAGUCUAGAACUCGGGGAGCUACCACUGAAGCCAUUAACUCUUUGCCAACUUGCAAGUUCAAGGCAAAGGGUGUAUGUGAAAGAAAUAGAGAAAGAGAAAAUGGAGAGAUAGAUUCAGAGGUAGGAGAAGGUGGUGUAAUAGCAGCUGGCACUGACAAGGAGAGGAUUGUUUCAGCAGAAGAUGCUGUCUGCUGUAUCUGCUUGGCCAAGUACGAAGAUGAGGAGGAGCUUAGGGAGCUUCCAUGCUCCCAUUGCUUUCAUGUUGAAUGUGUCGAUACGUGGCUCAAAAUCAAUGGUUCAUGCCCCCUUUGCAAGCAUGUUGUUGGUGAUCCAGGUGGUUCGGGCCAUGCCCCUGACCAGGCCCCCAGCAGGCCACGCAUUGAGAGGAGAAGUGGGUCUGGUGUGGCUGCAUCUGAUGUGUAUGGGGCCACAUUGUUCUGAUCGCGAAGCCUGUUUCUCUCUCUGGUUUACUGUCUUUCUCUCUCUGAAUAUUUGUGAGUGUUUAAUUUGGAUACGAUGCUCAGAGACUAGAGAUUGACGGGACACGCUCUCUCUCUCUCUCUCCCUCUCUCUUUCUCUCUCCUCUCUUCUCCCCCCCAAAAAUCUGAGCAUUGGUAACUAUUUUGUCCGGAAGUGAACAAGUUCAGAGAGUUUGGAUCUCUCUCUGGUGAAUAUUGGUGCUUGCUCAGUUUGGGGGUCAAGCUCAGCGAGCCGGAUCAUUUCUUUUUGUGAAAGUGUUGGUGAAAAUAUGUUUUGGUGAUCAACAUCCAAGAGAUGGCUGGAGUUGCAGAUUAGAUGGAAAGUAUUUGAAAAUACUCCAAUUCAUGCUGCUAGUACCACUAGAGGGCCCUUUCGAUUUUCGACGGUCCAUGCAUAGUUGGGAACUUAAUUUACUUUCUGCUGGGGAUGGUGGUGUUAUAUAUGAUAAUGAAGCGUUCCAAGUAUUCUCAGAAGCCUCUUUUCAUGUGACUUUGAUCAAUGACCCCAAAAGUUUAGUCAUGUAUCAUAAGCAAACAUAGUAAAGAUGAAGCAUUUGAGAUCUUUGGAUUUUGAAUUUGAUGAUGAAUUUAUGUACAUAAGCAAUUAUCCCGCAGUUAUUUGGUGCUCAAAAUGGUUGGAAGAUAGAUUUCCAUUUUUA
This is a messenger RNA of Amborella trichopoda, 2524 nucleotides long. RefSeq names its product E3 ubiquitin-protein ligase At1g63170. Gene Ontology annotation, molecular function: zinc ion binding. The record is from RefSeq and is a predicted model, not a curated record. NCBI's taxonomy places the organism in Eukaryota, Viridiplantae, Streptophyta, Magnoliopsida, Amborellales, Amborellaceae.